Mollisia scopiformis is the source of this 2197-nucleotide messenger RNA. RefSeq names its product cytochrome P450 3A12. Lineage: Eukaryota; Fungi; Ascomycota; Leotiomycetes; Helotiales; Mollisiaceae. Bases 249 to 1865 code for a protein of 538 amino acids. The transcript has 3 exons. Gene Ontology annotation, molecular function: monooxygenase activity; heme binding; oxidoreductase activity, acting on paired donors, with incorporation or reduction of molecular oxygen. The record is from RefSeq and is a predicted model, not a curated record.
GCCCACCUUCCAUUAACUAAUUUACAUAUUCUAAAAUACCAUAUCCUUUCCUCUUUAAGAGUUCCUAUCAUUGCACAAUCAACUUUCGAAGUUAACUUUAAGUUGCGUUGUUACUCCUCCAUAGAAAAGCCUGCUCCGCAUCGCUUUUUCAUCUCAGACACGCCUACCCUUUGUUAAGACAGCGCACAACACACUCUUGCCUGAAAGCAAUUUCAAGGGUACCCCCCCAUUGAAGAGACCAAGGCACAAUGUUCUCCUCGAGCGUCUUACUUCUGGGGGUGGUUUCUAUCUCAUUCCUCGCCAUUUACAAGCUCAUCAUCUACCCUGCCUUUCUCUCGCCAUUAGCAAAAGUUCCCAAUGCACAUUGGUCUUCGCCAAUCGCACCAAUCUGGAUAUUAUGGACUCGAUACAAUGACCUGGAGAAUCGAGUUCUACAUGCAGCGCAUCUUAAGCAUGGAACUGUCGUUCGUCUUGCCCCGAAUGAGCUGAGCAUCAACGACCUUGCCGGUCUAAGAACGGUCUAUGCUGGUGGAUUUGAAAAGGGAGAGUGGUACUCGAUAUUCGACAAUUAUGGAGUUCCAUGCAUGUUCUCAUCUUGGCAUUCCCGGACACAUUCAGCUCGGAAAAGAAUGAUCUCAAACAUCUACUCUAAAUCCAACAUCCAUAAUUCUCCUGCUCUCGCAGCACAAGCCCAAGCAAUUCUGUACGACAGACUUCUUCCCAAGCUUACAUCCGCCUCUGGACCUCAAAGCCAUCCUAAUGGCGUUGACGUGCAUGACAUAUGGAACGCCACCACCAUGGACUUCAUCACCGCAUAUAUUUUCGGUCUAAAGAAUGCAAGCAACUUUCUUGCAGAGGAAGUCUAUCGCAAGCAUUGGUUUGGGCUUUACCAUGCCAGGAAGGUUUACACCUUCUUCCCGCAAGAGCUUCCUCAUUUGACCGUUUUCUUCAAGAAACUCCAUCUUCACCUCGUUCCCACUUGGGUCAAUGAUGCGAAUCGAGAACUUGAAGUUUGGACUCAAGAACGCUGUCAUAGUACUUCCGCAUACAUUAAAAAUGGCUUAGCAGCCAAGGACAAUGAUCCUGCCAACGUACCAGUGGUGUUUCAGGCGAUGCUUGCGGGCAUCGAGAAAGAAGAGAGAAUGAAAGGCGCAGAAUCAGUCCUUAAAAACGAAACACUCCAGUAUCCUGAACUUAGUAUCGCGAGUGAGAUGAUCGACCAUAUCGCUGCGGGUCAUGAAACAUCUGGCAUCACACUUACCUACCUCUCUUGGGAACUGUCCAAGAACAUCCCAUUACAGGAUGCCCUUCGAGCCGAGCUUCUUUCCCUGUCGCCAAACAUGUCACUCUCUGGAUCAGGGUCCUCAAAAAGUAUUCCCAGCUCCAAGGACCUUAACAUACUCCCUCUACUCCAUGCUAUCCUGAUGGAAACUCUUCGUCUGCAUGCUGCCAUUCCAGGCAAUCAACCACGCAUGACACCAUACCCCUCAUGCACUCUCGGUCCAUAUACUGAUAUCCCAGGAGGAGUCCGGAUCGGUUCUCACGCUCACGUCCUCCAUCGCAACUCUGAGGUAUAUCUCGAUCCCGAUAAAUUCGACCAUGUAAGAUGGUUGGAUGAUCAGAAUGGAUAUACCGAGGAGCAGAGACGGGAACGAGAUAGAUGGUUCUGGGCGUUCAGUAGUGGUGGAAGGAUGUGUGUCGGAAGCAAUUUUGCUAUGCAUGAGAUCAAGCUCACUGUUGCAGCUGUAUAUGCCAAUUUCAGGACACACAUUGUGGACGAUGAAGGUAUUGAGCAGACUGAUGGCUACACAUGCGGUCCAACAAGCAAUAAGCUCUUUCUAAGAUUCGAGAAAGUAGUGGAUUGAUCCUUGGUCGAUGAAUGAGAUAUGGGUACGGAAGUAGGAAUGAUACCAAGAAGCUCUGCGAAUUGUUAUCUUGCUCGAGAAAUUUGCGGAAUUCCAACGGAAUGAUGAGUGGGGAUGGCCACCGAGCAUUUUUGGAUGUUUAGCUAAUCUAUCUCUAAUUCAAGACUCCAAAUGACAACGCACAGCACUACUGAAAUAUCCUCCCUGUCAUCAUCUGAGUCGCCUCUUCGACAAAACAUCUUUACCUUCCCCUAUGUUACCACCUGUGUCAUCAAUUCUCAACAUUCUUCUCUUCAAUUAGUAUUGUUUUCGGUUCUCAAUAUGACUAGUGC